Molecule: messenger RNA, 624 nt
Organism: Psammomys obesus (fat sand rat)
Lineage: Eukaryota; Metazoa; Chordata; Mammalia; Rodentia; Muridae
Product: putative zinc finger protein 56
Exons: 4
Coding region: 1-624 (207 amino acids)
Biological process (GO): negative regulation of transcription by RNA polymerase II
Molecular function (GO): DNA-binding transcription repressor activity, RNA polymerase II-specific
Source: RefSeq, a predicted model, not a curated record
AUGGAUUGCAAAUACGAGGGUGCCAGGUGUGAGCAAGGAGGGGUGUGCUUGGUGUUCCAGGAGUCGCUGACAUUCCAGGAUGUGGCCGUGGACUUCACCAGAGAGGAGUGGGCACAGCUGACCCCAGCUCAGAAGACCCUCUACCGAGACGUGAUGCUGGAGAACUACCGGAAUCUGGUGGCCCUGGGGCACCAGCUUUCUAAGCCAGAAGUGAUCACACAGUUGGAGCAGGAGGCGCAGUGGACAGCAGAAAGCAGCAGGCAGCUGGACACUGUUACAGGGGAAAAGCCUUUCAUGUGUAAGGAAUGUGGGAAAGCCUUCAGGCAGCCUUCAUCCUUUAAGCUGCACCUGAGAAGCCACACAGGAGAGAAGCCCUACAAGUGUAAUGAGUGUGGUAAAGCUUUUAGUCAAAGCUCAACCCUCACUGAGCAUCACAGACUUCACACUGGGGAGAGACCCUAUCAGUGUAGUUUUUGUGGGAAAGCCUUCAGCCGAAGAUCACAUCUUAACCAAAAUGAGAGGACACAUACAGGAGAGAAGCCCUAUGAGCGUAAUGACUGUGGAAAAGCCUUCAGCUUGAAUGCAUACCUUAACCAUCAUAGGAAAAUCCACAGCUGUGAGUAA